Molecule: messenger RNA, 300 nt
Organism: Gongylonema pulchrum
Lineage: Eukaryota; Metazoa; Nematoda; Chromadorea; Rhabditida; Gongylonematidae
Source: the annotation of a GenBank genome assembly
AUGAAGACUGCUAUCCAAGAAUUCCGUCGAAUGGGUGAACGAAUGAUUGUCAUGACAGAGAAGUUGAUGCCCACACCCAAAGAAGAUGAAAAGGCAGUCGAGAAAGAUGAAAAAGAUGUGAAAAAGGAAAAAGAGGAGAAAAAGUCAUCGAAAAAAGUAAGUGAAAUUUUGAGUGAAAUUGUGUUUGAACGAACGAUUUGCAGAAAAGUUCCAUGUCUUUCGCGAGAGACAUACUGUUUAUAUCAUGGCGUUUGCGGCUUGCCAAAACACUUUCAGCAUUGUGUAACUGCGACUGAUUAA